AUACUCCCCAUUUAUAUAUAUUAUCGUGGCUGAAAAGAAGAUGCAAAAUCAACAAGAAAAGUUGCCUAUUAAUAAGGCUCGCCAGCUCAACGCCAUACGCUGCCGACUCUUCUUGCAGCUCAUCAAUCUCCCAAGACCCAGAAUUGCAGCUUCUCCUGUUUCAUUUCACCAUGAGAUAUCUUCUUUGGCUCCUUGCUUUUUGUUUCAUUAGCACAGUCUCAAUGCAUCACCUAAAAUAUGAUUCUAUCUAUAGCUUUGGGGACUCUCUAGCCGACACGGGAAACUUCCUCCUGUCCGGUGCCGCUGCAUUUCCGGCCGUCGGCAAACUCCCCUACGGCAAGACCUUCUUCCACCGCCCCACUGGCCGGUGCUCCGACGGCCGCCUCGUUAUCGACUUCAUCGCUGAGGCAUAUGGUCUGCCAUUGGUGCCACCUUACCUAGCAGUUGUCAAGGGCCACAAAUUCCAACAUGGAGUGAACUUUGCAGUUGCUGGAGCCACUGCACUUGAUGCAAAAUUUUUCUUUGACCAGGGCAUUGGCUUCAUCUUGUGGACAAAUGAUUCCCUGGCUGUUCAGCUUGGCUGGUUUAAGCAGCUCAAGUCCACCCUUUGUAGCACUAAGCAAGAUUGUGACAACUACUUCAAGCGAUCACUGUUUCUCGUGGGAGAGAUUGGUGGAAAUGAUUACAAUUACCAAAUCUUCAUCGGGGCAAGCAUUAAACAACUGAAAGCAGUUGUGCCCUCAGUUGUAGAAGCAAUUAUUGCAGCAGUUGCUAUGUUGAUAGAGGAAGGGGCGGCGGAGCUGGCGGUGCCGGGAAAUCUGCCGAUCGGGUGCUCGGCGCUGUACUUGACAGUGUUCCAGAGCCCGAACAAAGCAGAUUAUGAUCAAAACGGGUGUCUAAAAGGAUACAAUUCUUUCUCCAAGUACCACAAUGCACAGCUCAAACUUGCUUUGGAGAAAUUGAGAGGAAAAUACCCAAAUGCAAGGAUCAUUUAUGCUGAUUAUUAUGGGGCUGCCAAGCGAUUCUUUCACACCCCUUUCCAUCAUGGAUUCUACAAUGGCGCACUGAGGGCAUGCUGUGGAGGGGGUGGACCUUUCAAUUUCAACAAUUCUGCAAGGUGUGGCGAAGCUGGCUCCAAAGCAUGCACCAAUCCUUCAACUUAUGCUAAUUGGGAUGGGAUUCACUUGACGGAGGCGGCUUACCGGCACAUCGCCGCCGGUUUGAUCGCCGGGGCUUUCACUUCGCCGCCCCUCGAGCCUUCUGCAAUUUGAGACAAUUCUAAGUUUUUGCAUUGAAGCCAGUCACUGCAUAUAAUGAAAGUACCGUUGGAAAAAUUGCUGAAACCAUAUAUAUAGGACAAAAAUGUUGACGGAGAACCCAGCAAAAUUAAUGUUGCAAUGGCUUCAUAUAUAGCUCUUGUACAAUUUGCACAAAAUAAUGAUGGGAUGGGGUUAGAUUUUGGC
Messenger RNA from Diospyros lotus (date-plum), 1463 nucleotides. RefSeq names its product GDSL esterase/lipase At5g45910. Gene Ontology annotation, molecular function: hydrolase activity, acting on ester bonds. The record is from RefSeq and is a predicted model, not a curated record. The coding region runs from base 171 to 1271 and encodes 366 amino acids. Lineage: Eukaryota; Viridiplantae; Streptophyta; Magnoliopsida; Ericales; Ebenaceae. The transcript is spliced from 5 exons.